Athene cunicularia (burrowing owl) is the source of this 2976-nucleotide messenger RNA. RefSeq names its product protein FAM122A. The record is from RefSeq and is a predicted model, not a curated record. The coding region runs from base 350 to 1024 and encodes 224 amino acids. Gene Ontology annotation, biological process: mitotic G2/M transition checkpoint. The transcript has 9 exons. Gene Ontology annotation, cellular component: cytoplasm; nucleus. Gene Ontology annotation, molecular function: protein serine/threonine phosphatase inhibitor activity. Lineage: Eukaryota; Metazoa; Chordata; Aves; Strigiformes; Strigidae.
AUAUGCAAGCUGCAGCCAUUCCAAACAUCAUAAAUUCCCACAGAAAUGAUCAGUCUUAACAAUUUUUUAAAGACUCAAUAUGAUUAUUUAAAAUCACUAAUUGAAGUGGCUGGGAAUUUGGUUUCCACUUUCUGCCAACAAGCUAAAAGAGUUCUUACAUACCUGUCUCUCUAGUGCUUUGUCUUGAAAUGACAGCUGUCAUAGCAUUUGCAACUGAGCUUAUAGCAAGAGGUACUUUUUGAUAGGAAGGAAAUGGCUUUUGCAUUUGACAAGUGUUUCUUUUCACAGCGAUAAUUCACAGGUGUUCCAGCCUAACGUUUUGCGAACCCGCAGGAACAGUACCACAGUUAUGAAUCGUCAUAGCCUGUUUGUGCCAUCAUCUCCUAUCCGUGUUCCUAGCAGCCGUCUUCAUCAAAUCAAACAGGAAGAAGGAAUGAAUCUGAUGAACAGAGAAACAGUACGUGAAAGAGAAGUGCAAGUAGCAAUGCAGAUGAGCCACUCAUGGGAGGAGAGCUUGAGCCUGAGCGACAAUGAUUUUGAAAAAUCAUCAUCACCAAAGCAAGUAGACUUUGUCCCAGUUUCUCCAGCUCCUUCACCUACUAGAGGAAUAGGGAAGCAAUGUUUCUCACCAUCUUUGCAAAGUUUGGUGAGUAGCAGUGGAUUACCUCCAAGUCCUAGCCCAAGUCCGACGAGGCGAUUUUCAAGGAGAAGCCAGAGUCCAAUUAAUUGUAUUCGGCCAAGUGUUCUUGGGUCAAUAAAAAGAAAAGGUGUAACAGAGAUAGAAGAUCAUCCAAAAAGAUUAUUCCAAGGAUCCACCAACAUGCUUACCCCUGACGUUUCACAUCAGGUGGACCUUGGGGGAUGUCUGUCGUCACAUGCUCUUGAUGACAACAGAAGCAGUGCAGGCUCUUCCUGUGACUCACCAGCUGAAGUCAGCACCAACACAGACUCUCCAGUCUCACUUUCUGACUCCAGAUCUCCUUUCUUACCAGUAGAUCUUACGGCUAAGUUACCUAUUAAUUAAGAAGCAGAACUCUGCUAAUGGACACCGAGAAACAGGCUGGAUAUCAAUAAGACUUUCUGUUGUGUGUAACUGAUUCUGUUCCUCAUAGGAACUUCCAGAAAUGUCGUUAUUUCUACAAAACUUGCAGAAUAGUUCCUUGAGGAGGAAUUCACGUUUCUAGUGAUUUGUAUGACAUUUACUAAAAUACAGUAAGCAUUUGAAUUGCAAACAUAUUUGAUGCUAAUAUCAGUAAGCAAGCUGUUGAUUUACAGUUGAUAUUGUCUUGUUGGCAUAAGUUACAAAUACUCUAUGUACAUUCUGCUUGUAGAAGACUUGGCUUUCCAACAGCCAACAGGCAGUGUCCUCACUAAUACAAAGUGGUGCUUAUGUAGUAGCAGAUAACUUUCACAUUUGUCCUCAGUCUGAAACCAGUGGAGCAGCUUACUAAUUUUUUAUUCCCCAGGUGUUAGAUAUUUUGUGGUUUUGUUCUUCAUAUGAAAGGGGGAAUACUGGGGGGGGGAAUUGAUUCUUGUGUUGUAUUAUGAUUGGCUGUUAAUCAAUUCUGUGUUCUAAUAGGUGUCAAAAGAACAAGUUGGUGAAUUGUCAACUUAAAUUUAUAUGUUGGAUUUUAUUCAUAAUCAUGACUGCUGUUGUGACUAAAUCUAAGUUAGGUGUGGAACAUUCUCCUGGGGUUUUGUAUUGGUUUGGGUUUUAUUUCCCUAUUUAUAUGAUAUGUUAGAGUGGUAGAUGGUUUUUUACAGGCCUUUUAAUAGGGAAAAAUAGUAAUGGUUGGAACAAAACACUAAAUCCUGAUGGUUUAGUAUUUCAGAAGUGCAUUAUCUUAACAGACAGUAUUUGUCCUCAUAUAUGACUUCUGGGCAAAUAUACUGAGAAAUCUUUAAUGCCUCUUUACAGGCUGAGGCAACCAGACAUGUUUAAUCUGUGUUUAAUCUCCUGAUAUCACUCCCUCUAACAAUAGCAUCAGGUUAUUUCUGCUGUUGAAAACUGAUGCUGAUUGAAAGACUAGAAUUUGGUAAUCGGGGAUGUUUCAGGAUUCUUGUACUAUGUUUGAAAAGUCAGUGGGUUGAGGCAUCCUGAUUUCAACUCUGAAAUUCCCCAGACAGGAGGAAAAAAUCUGCAAACUCCACCAUAGCUGUUUCAGAUUUUCCUGUGGCAACCUUACUGUGGUUGUUGACUCCUGUUCUACAGUUGAACUUCCCCAGCCGAGUCCCCUUUUGUACGUGUGUAUGCAUCUGUACUAUGUGGUUUCAAGCCUUCUCUCCAGAAAGGUUAAUAAUGAAGCAAAAUGUUUUAUUUUUGAACACUAAAUCUUUGUAAUGUGUAAUAAAGUGAGAAAAGUAUGGAAACUUCCUCAAGUAGGAGAAGAGCCCACUCUGAGUGCUGCUGCGAAAGAGUCACAUGGAUGAAGCCUUGAUUGACAGCAGCCAUCAAAAUUAGAAACGGACAACUUGGAGUGCAAAGACCUGGUGACCUGAGGACCAAUGACCAGUUUCUGUAUGUCCUUACUGUAGAAAGAAAAUAGAAUGUAUUUAAUAGUUUUGCUCAGUUCAAGUAAGAAAUGACAUGUUUACUUCUGAUUUCAUUCCUCUUAAAUUAUUGUAAUAGUCAACUUUCUGAUUGCAGUUCCUUUUUAAAUUCAGACUGCCCCUCAUCCCCGUGGCAGAUGGACAAGCUUGUGUUUAAUGUCUGUUUGCCCCCUGUCUGAUAGGGCAGGGUUUUGUUUUGUAAUUUCAGGUAUGUGCCAAAGAGUUGCUGUGCGUUCACUCUUGUGGUGAGGGCAAGACUUUUUUUUUUUUUUAAAUCUUGCUUAUUUCUUAAGAAUGAACCCCCUGGUGUCUCUUCCAGUCUUUUUUAAAAGAUGCAUCAGUGGAGCGGUUUAAUAGUUGCGUGUGGGUCAACUUGUCUCUUCUGUUGAAUAUUUAUGCUGUUUCUCAAAUAAGUGCCAAUAAAUG